AGAGAAACAAAAAGAACCUCGAAAUUCGAGUUCCGCGUCUGCCAGAGCAACAAAUGGAGGUGCGAUCGGCGCGGCCACCGGCCAACAGGGCAGUCGCUGCGUUGCAGUCCGCCUCCAGCGCCCCCACGUCCGCCUCUCCUCUCCUCACUAACGCACAUCCCAGACGCUCCGGCGCACCCAUUACUCGUUAUAACUCCUUCGAGGCGCUCUGCCAGGCGACGCAAACGGUGGACGAAAACGCCGAGCUCCGGGAGGAACUGCGCCGCAAGCUUCCACAGCCCAUUCCACGCAAUGACGUGGCGGCGCUGGGCAGCCAGGUCACGGUGCGCAUCUUAGAGCUGCUGGACCCACUGGGUGCGGACGCCGCUGCGUUCGCCGCGACCUGCCGAGCCGUCCGCGAGAGUCUCCUUCGCGCGAGCAACGUGGAGAAGACUGUCAUGGUGCCGAACAUGGUCUCCGCCGCCGCCUUUGCCUCCGAGGUGGUGCGGAGCGCACUGUACACCUUUUUCGUUGCCCGUGGGGGCGAAGUGAGCAGCCUUGUGAUGCGAAGGGCGGACGAGGCAACGGCACGGGAGGAGCGUGGCGAGGCAUCGUUUUUGGAUGCGUCUCCGCUUCGUCUCCCCGUUUCGUGGGCUCUCCAGUUGGUGUCGCACAUGCCGUAUCUGACCGAGCUCGAUCUGCGUCACGUGCAGUGGGGCGAGUCGCACGCGUCCCAGGUACUGCCGCAUUUCUUUAGUGACCUUCAUCUUGUUAUCAGCGGCACCCUUCGCAUUUUAAAAGUAGAUGCUGCUCUGAUGCAGUAUUGGAAGCCCGGGUGGUGGCGUCGCCAUGUCAACCUUCGUACACUAACCGUGGGCUGUCGGUACAGCUUUGCGCCUAGCAGCGACAACGGCGCGUCUUCCGCUACGCAACUGGCACUCCCACCGGAUUACUUCACGCUCAUGCGCGAGGAGAAUCGCCACUGGAAGCUGGAGCUGUGGUGCCCUCUGAAACCGAACUCCAUCCAGCAGCUGUUCUCUCCCCCAGCCGGCGUGUCCUUUGCGAGCGUCGAGGAGUUGCUCGUCAACGUGCGGUAUAGCGAACACGUAUGCGAAGGCGGGGAGCACAGAGGUGGUCGCGCAGCGUCGACAGUUGCGGGGAAUGCAGAGGCGAUCGCCGCCGCUGAAGCGCCAGCGAGCGCAAAACCAAGCGCAAGUGGUCGAAAGUCACCGGCAACAGGAGAUGCACCAGAGGCUGUCGUCGCGUACCCACGACUGAAUACGGUGAUGAUUGUCGACAUCGGCGACCGCCCUGAGGGAGCUGCGGAGGCUUAUCAAGUAAUGAUGCUGCUGGCGCCGGAGCUGAAGCACUUUAACGUGUGCGACACCGUGGUGAUCGGGGCUGCUGCUGCCGCUUCGGCGACGGAGGGCGGCAAAGGUGAACGCGUAAAACGUGGCGGCGGCACCGCCAAUCAUGUAAAGUAG
Leptomonas pyrrhocoris is the source of this 1463-nucleotide messenger RNA. RefSeq lists its product as hypothetical. The coding region runs from base 54 to 1463 and encodes 469 amino acids. The transcript has a single exon. The record is from RefSeq and is a predicted model, not a curated record. Lineage: Eukaryota; Euglenozoa; Kinetoplastea; Trypanosomatida; Trypanosomatidae.